This is a messenger RNA of Cyanidioschyzon merolae strain 10D, 717 nucleotides long. Its product is annotated as single strand binding protein, SSB. NCBI's taxonomy places the organism in Eukaryota, Rhodophyta, Bangiophyceae, Cyanidiales, Cyanidiaceae. Gene Ontology annotation, molecular function: single-stranded DNA binding. The record is from RefSeq and is a predicted model, not a curated record. Gene Ontology annotation, cellular component: mitochondrial nucleoid. Bases 1 to 717 code for a protein of 238 amino acids. The transcript has a single exon. Gene Ontology annotation, biological process: mitochondrial DNA replication; positive regulation of helicase activity.
AUGCAGGCCUCGAUUCGUGCGCUAUGGAAGGCGCGAACUGCACUUUCGUUGCGGGGCAUACCCUUGCGCUCUGUAACGUCAGGUCCGGAGUAUAUAAAUCCUUUUGCUGAGGGUGAUGAAGGCGCCAACACGACAGUCGCUCGGGAGCGCUUCAAAACGUCGGCGACGCAAAUGAACUCUGGUGUGGCUCAAGCUCGGGCUUCAGUAGCGAGCGUUAAUCGUGUUUUGCUCGUUGGGCACGUCGGUCGGGACCCCGUCACGAGACAACUCACAGCAGACGGAAGUACGGUGACGUUGUUUCCGCUGGCCACGAAAGAGUUUACCUCGAGUCAAAACGCAAGUUCCCAGGUGUUGACCCAGUGGCAUAAUAUUGCAAUCUAUGAUUCAAAGUUGGGAGAGAUCAUACAAAACGCCUGUCGCAAGGGUUAUCAAGUUUACGUUGAAGGCAGACUUCAGAGUCGUCAGUGGACGGACGCGAAAGGCGUCGUUCGCACGCACUUUGAAGUUGCUGUGAGUCCCUUCAAGGGUUCCGUGCUGAUUCUGAAUAAACCAGUCCCCAUGUCGGGCGCCAGUGAGGGUCACAAUCAGGGAGCGCGUGCAAACCACCAGGGUCAAGGUAGCGGAGACCAUGGAGCACCGAUCUCGUCUUCCUUUCGCAGGAAGCCGGACGGCAUCAGCAAGGACCUGCUUCCCGAACCUGAGGACAACACACAUUGA